This is a messenger RNA of Penicillium antarcticum, 1476 nucleotides long. RefSeq lists its product as uncharacterized. Gene Ontology annotation, molecular function: DNA-binding transcription factor activity. Gene Ontology annotation, biological process: regulation of DNA-templated transcription. Lineage: Eukaryota; Fungi; Ascomycota; Eurotiomycetes; Eurotiales; Aspergillaceae. The transcript has a single exon. The record is from RefSeq and is a predicted model, not a curated record. The coding region runs from base 1 to 1476 and encodes 491 amino acids.
AUGUCGAAGGAUCGUCGACGUGCAGGUUCCUUGACUAGAGAUGCGCUUCAAGCAGAUGACCGCGCGAUCAGCAACGAGCAUGGGCCUGCAGGCAACCGAGUCCCAGCCCGUCGGCCACCUCUUCGGACCCGACCCCAGUCAUGGCAUCCAUAUGGACCGGUAGAACCGCCGCUAGAGUCGCCGUCAUCGCGACCUAUCGGCGUCCAUGCAAUCUUAAAUCCACCAUCACAGACAGCCACAGAGAUGCCCUCCAGCAAACGUGAGCCAUUCAGUCUCCCAGGCCCAUCAUCCUCACCUCGACCACAAGGUUCUUCACCCACAGCCCGUCCAGGUCCACCAUUGGCACCGCAUCCAUUGUCCCCGAGGUCCCAUUCAAGAGCUCUCAUGAACCCAGGUUCGCCCUCGGCCAGGUUUGUUGGCGGGGGUGGCAGGACUUCUGGUCAAUCAAGCGUUGCACAGUCACCUCUAGUUCCCCAGGAACCUUUCAUGGGCCCACGACCACCCGCAGCCAGCUCGCCUCAUCCAACAGAGACAGGUCUACGCUCAAUCGCUUCCAUUACAGGCACGCAGCCUCCUGUAUCGGCUGCGCUUCAUUCUACGCCUAGUCUCCAUUCACGCCGGACCAGCGCAGGACCAGGACCUCUCACCAACCCGAAUUCCCAAGAAACGAGCCCAAUCACGCCUCAUUCUACGUUCAGCCAGUUUGGUCGUGCUUCUCCGGCUGUAACUAGCGUUUCCAUUCCACACAGUGCCCCGGCAUAUUCAGCGGCUUCUCCAUAUAUGACAAUGGAGCCUCAUAGCCGGGGUGUUCCUGCACCAGCCGGACCAAGAAUCAAAGCAGAAGAGACACCAUCCAGAGCGGGAACUCCACAAAGCGGUGCUUUUCCACCAGGCAUGAUACCAUGCGUAUUAGACAUGCGGUCAGGAUCAUCGAGCCAAGCAGAAAAACGCAAAGCAAACAGCGAUGCGUCGCGCCGAUUCCGCAAUCGCAAGCGCAACGAAAUGCAACUGGAGCAGCGGCUCACAGCACAGCAAGAGGAAAUCCAACGGAGCAUGGAAACAGUCCGACGACAAAGCGACGAGAUCCGCUCCCUCAUCCAACAACGAGACCACUACCACUCCGAACGAGAUUUCUAUCGUGACCAGCUGAGCCGAACAAUCCCCCAGGCCUCCUUGCCCCCAAGACCCCCUUCUCCACGCUCCAGUCAGCCAGCACUCGUCCCAAAUGCCGAUCCAGCAGGCCCAACCACGUGGUCAGGCGCGGAUUCUGGCCGAUCUGUGUCAGGCACACAGCCGGCCCAGGCGGGUCCUCCCCCGAGAAUGUUGGAACCCGUUCAGGUUCAAGGUCAGGCUUAUUCGUCUUCUUACCCUUCUACUCCUGUUCCGCCUACCGCUCGGGGUGUGCCUCCUGCCCCAUCUGCGUCUGUAUCUGGAGGCCUGUUGCCGCCGAUUCAGGGGACUUGGCCUCGUACUUGA